Cucumis sativus (cucumber) is the source of this 1407-nucleotide messenger RNA. RefSeq lists its product as uncharacterized. The record is from RefSeq and is a predicted model, not a curated record. The transcript is spliced from 5 exons. The coding region runs from base 625 to 1407 and encodes 260 amino acids. NCBI's taxonomy places the organism in Eukaryota, Viridiplantae, Streptophyta, Magnoliopsida, Cucurbitales, Cucurbitaceae.
GAACUUGGUGAUACAAUACUACAGUGUGAAGGAAUACCCAAUGGUAUGCCAGAUGUUGACUUAAAUAAUGACUUGGAUGACAACAUCUUAACAUACGUACGAGCAGAUUGUGAAGGCACAUGGAUACCUACAUAAUAUUAUAAGCCUUUGAUUCAUACAUCACAUGGAUAACUUUAGUGAUGAAGAAGCUGGUGUUGAAAAUGAAACCCCAAAGCAGAUAUGUAGACCACGAGGACCAACUAUUAUGUUCGAUGUCACUCGCAUUAGAAGUUUGGGAGAGAAGAAGGUGGUGAUGUACAAUGAAGACGGAGUACCCAUUGGUGAGAAUGGAGCAAAGUUGAAGUCUUUCAUAGGAUCUGCGACACAUUAUCAUGUCCCGAUCACAUAUUCAUCGUGGAAAAGUGUGCCGGUAGAGCUGAAAGAUAAAAUAUUUAGUACGGUUGAGGUAUAUAUAUAAUUUCAAUGUGCUUAUAUUGAUAAUAAUGUUCAUGAUGUAUACUUUAUUAAUCACUUUUAAAUAUUUAGGCCGCAUUCUUCAUUGAUCCAAGAUCUAGGAAAAAUAUUAUCCAAACUGCUGGCAUUUCGUUUAGUUAGUUUAAGUGUUGGCUAACAACAAAAUAUAUUAUGCCACAUAAGGAUGAACCACAACUCCUACAAGUUCCACCAGAAAAGUAUUCAUUCAUUGACCAACAUCAUUGGGCAGAAUUUGUAAGGUCUAGAUUGUGUGAAACUUUUCAGGAAAAAAGACUUCUGCAACAAGAUAGACGAUCUAAGAACAAGUAUAACCAUAGGAUUUCGAGGAAGGGUUAUGCCAAUCUUAUCGAGGAAAUGAAAAAGGAAGGUUCAAACCAAAAAGAGUUGGAUCGAGCCAUCAUGUGGAAGAAGGCUCGAGUUAACAAAAAAGGGGAGUAUGAGAACGACGACGUUCAACAAGUUGUCCAUAAAAUUGAUGAGAUUUCAAUGAAUACGUCUUCAUCGUCUCAAAAAGGACACUCUUCUAACGAUGUGUUAACCCAAGCAUUGGGUACAAAAGAGCAUAACGGUCGUGUUUGUGGGGUCGGUGGGUAUGUUACUCCUACCAAUUACUUUCAUUCUGUAAAAAAGACAUCUAAACGUGAGGAUGAGAAUAUUAUACUUGAGAAUGAAGAACUUCGAAGGCGUGUAAGCGAAUUAGAAGCACAUAUCCACUCAAACUUGUCUAGACCAUUAUCUGGACAUGGUAGCUGUUCGAAGCCAAAUAUCUUAGAAGAGAGUGACUCGAUGAAAAUAAUCAAAGGGAAGAGUAAGUUGAUGGAUACAAUCGAAGGGAAAGAGGUGGAGGAGAUAAAUGUAAAUGACGACAAAGUAGAGUUGGACAUCUUUAAGGUAUGCAAUCGAUCCUCUAAUAAACUCAAAUUCUUGAAUUAG